Molecule: messenger RNA, 3109 nt
Organism: Oreochromis aureus
Lineage: Eukaryota; Metazoa; Chordata; Actinopteri; Cichliformes; Cichlidae
Product: 1-phosphatidylinositol 4,5-bisphosphate phosphodiesterase delta-3-A-like
Exons: 16
Coding region: 231-2591 (786 amino acids)
Biological process (GO): lipid metabolic process; intracellular signal transduction
Molecular function (GO): phosphatidylinositol-4,5-bisphosphate phospholipase C activity; calcium ion binding
Source: RefSeq, a predicted model, not a curated record
UUUACAAUCCAACUACAAUGACAUUGAGAAGGUUUGGCUUGUCUCUUGUUUUCCUCCGGCAGGAUAAAACCAUGAGGAGCACUCUGCUCUGUGAUUUGUAUACACUGUCUUGACAGCCGAGCCAGUAGAUUGUCAACUUCCUACCUCGGUCACACACACACAACGCAGGAUACGGUUGCAGGGACGGAGGGAGGCACGGAGAGCUAAAUAAAUCGCAUCGUUUUUACAGUAUGUUGGGCAACAGAAAGAAAGCAAUCCCCCAGGUGAAGAACGGAGCCGGGACGUCCGAAUUAAAGGCCAUUGAUCCUCUGCGGAAUCUGGGAGUGCAAAAUGAUGAAGAUGUGAGGCAGAUGCUGCAGGGCUCUAGUAUGGUGAAGGUUCGCUCACCUCGCUGGCAGAAGCGACGGAUUCUGAAGUUGCUGGAAGAUGGUGUCACCGUUUGGUGUCAAUCAUACAAAACAUCCAGCCGGGCCAAGGAGCAACAAUCCUUCUCCAUCAUGGAAGUGGAGUGUGUGCACGAAGGUUGCCAGUCAGAGACAUUGCGGCAGAUGGUUGGCUCAGUACCUGAAAACCAGUGUUUAACAGUGGUCUUCAAAGGGCCUCGUAAAAGCCUGGAUCUCCUCUGCCAAAGCCAAGAAGAAGCUCAGUGCUGGGCCCGUGGCAUCCGUACCCUGCAGGAGAGGAUGGACAACAUGACCCAGAAGGAGAAACUUGACCACUGGAUUCAUGCUUAUAUGAGUAGGGCUGACCGAAACCGUGACGACAAGAUGAGCUACGAAGAGGUUCAGAUGCUGCUGCAGAUGAUCAAUAUUGACUUGAACGACCAGUAUGCUCGCAACCUCUUCCAGAAAUGUGACCAGUCAGGUGACCGUCGUCUCGAUCAUGAAGAGAUUGAAGUUUUCUGCAGGGAGUUGUUACGGAGGCCAGAACUGGACAUCAUAUUCAUUCACUACUCUGCAAAUGGCUGUGUGCUUUCAGCUGUGGACCUGAGGGAUUUCCUAAAGGACCAGGGGGAGGAUGCCUCACUUGUUCAUGCCCAAAGCCUCAUACUCACCUAUGAACUUAAUGAGUGGGCCCAGAAGAACAGCUUUAUGACUCCCAAUGGUUUCACCAUGUACAUGUUGUCGAAGGAAAACUGUGUGUUUAACCCAGAACACGCUAGAGUUUACCAAGACAUGGCACACCCACUGUCGCACUACUUCAUCUCCUCGUCCCACAACACCUACCUCACUAAGGACCAGCUGACUGGGAACAGCAGCACAGAGCCUUACAUACGAGCUCUAAAACAUGGUUGUCGGUGUGUGGAGCUGGACUGUUGGGAUGGAGACAAAGGAGAACCAGUUAUCUAUCAUGGACACACACUUACUUCCAAAGUGCCCUUUGUUGAAGUAAUUGAGACUAUCAAUGAGUAUGCUUUUAAAUCCUCUCCCUACCCUCUAAUCCUGUCUUUGGAGAACCACUGCUCUCUGGAGCAGCAGAAAGUUAUGGCUAGAUAUCUGCACUCUAUUCUGGGAGACAAACUUCUAACAAAGCCUCUUGAAGGCCUGGAUUCCCACAAUUUGCCUUCUCCAGAGGCUCUUAAAGGUAAAGUCCUAGUGAAGGGGAAGAAGGAGAGGUUGGAGGAAUGCUCAUCCAGCUCUUCAGACCUCAGUUCCUCAGAUGAGGAGACCAGCCGCAUAGAAGGGAAACCCAGAAGGAAGGAGGAUAAAAAGGCAGGCGUCUCCAAGAUAACUCCGGAGCUAUCAGACCUGGUUGUGUACACUUGCAGCGUUCCCUUUAAAAGCUUCGAACAAGCUGCCAAAAGUCCAGCAACCAACAUGUCAUCUUUCUCCGAAAGUGAUGCACUCAGACAUAUUAAGGACUCAGGGGUGUAUUUUGUUCGUCACAACAGUCACCACUUGAGCAGGAUUUACCCCUCAGGCCAGCGCCUCCAUUCCUCCAACUAUAACCCUCAGGAAAUGUGGAAUGCAGGCUGUCAAAUUGUUGCUCUGAACUUCCAGACAUCUGGUGAGCAGAUGGAUUUGAACCAAGGCAGGUUUCUGCAAAAUGGUGAGUGUGGGUACAUUCUGAAACCUGCCUUCUUGUGUCAGCCUGACAGUACUUUCAAUCCUGAGAAUGUGGGAGGAGGUCCUGGCCACAGACCUGUCAUGCUCACUGUUCGGGUCAUUUCAGCUCAGCAGCUGCCUAAACCAGAAUGGGAUAAGCCCAGCUCCAUUGUGGACCCCCAAGUGUGGGUGGAGAUCCAUGGCGCUCCUAUUGACAACAAUAAGAAGAAAACACAUUAUGUUGAAAACAAUGGCUUUAAUCCACGGUGGGACUGCACCUUUAACUUUACCGUCCAUGUCCCUGACUUGGCUCUGAUCCGCUUUUUGGUGGAGGAUCAUGACUAUACUUCAAGAAAUGACUUCCUGGGACAAUUCACUCUCCCUUUCACCAGUGUCCGCACAGGUUAUCGUCAUGUCCGACUGCUCAAGAUGGAUGGAUCAAGCCUUUCACCUGCGUCACUCUUUAUACAUGUUAAGGUCACUCCCUGUCAGAAUUCCAAAUCUUCAGCAAAAUCACCAACCCACUUUCCAACCAAGAAUCCCUAAUCCCACUUCUGCCCUUCAGCCACAUGAUCAUUCCAUGGUAGUUAAUCAGAGAAAACUCAGUAGUUACAGCUUUCUCUCACAGAUGUUGCACCAGUAUCAUCAACUGAUUCAUUUUUUACAAUAGUAUUGUUUCAAAACUGUAUUUGAGAUUUGUUAAGAAGACAACAUUGUUAUGCAAUGCUAAAAGCCAAUUAGGUAAUACUAUGCAUACCAGUGACUUAUGAUACACUUAAGAUUUCAGAGCAGUCGAUUUAAGCGUCUGUUUUACCUGAAUAAUUGUAGUAAUGUCUUAUUUGUAGAAAGUUUCCCAAGUACUUUAAACUCUUAGAAGUAGGGUCGGGGUCAGAGCUGAGAACUAAGUACAAGUACUUUGUAUUAUAUACAUGCUAUUGUAGUUAAGUAGAAUUUUUAGCUCUGUUUUAGAUCUGUUUAUCUGUACGUUACUUGAGUAUUUAUUUUUCUGAGAACUUUUACUUUUGCUCCCUACAUCUUAACCGAAAUAUAUCUGUAUAUCUUUA